Messenger RNA from Lolium perenne, 2031 nucleotides. RefSeq lists its product as uncharacterized. The record is from RefSeq and is a predicted model, not a curated record. Lineage: Eukaryota; Viridiplantae; Streptophyta; Magnoliopsida; Poales; Poaceae.
AUGCCGCUUAACGAUGCAUUGAGUGUAGAGUUAACCAACCGAUUUGCCCCCCACCUCCCACGUUUCUUCUCUCCCAUCUCUCCAUCGCCGCCAGCACCGUCCCGCUCCCAGCACCGCCCCGCCCCUCUCCCUGGACAUGUCCAGCGCCCCGUGCUGUGCCCCGCCUCCUCCGCCUCUUUCGUUUCCACGCCACCACGGUGGUUGGUCGCGCCCUUUGGCGCGCGCCCGCGAAACCCUAGCCCCUCCAGGCUUGGUCGCCGGCACUUCACUGACGCUGCCGCACCUCCGGCUGCUCCUCCUCGCGGAGGAUGUCUUUCUCUACUUCGCCUGCAUCUCCUCCUCGACCUCCCCUGGUUGCUGCUCCGGUACAUCGACGCCGACGCCUACCUCCUAGAAGCCCGCGUCGUCCCGUUCCCAUCGCUGGGUGGACGAGGUCUAUCUCGACUCGCCCGUUUGGUUCAGUCGUCGGGGCAGCUGGCGCUGAUCUGGUCGCCGCAUGACAUCGGGAGGGAGUUGGGGCGGCUGUGUUGUCGUCGGCAUGGAGGCGGGAAAACGAGCAGGGAGCAGCGAGGAGGUGACGCCUGCCUUAACCGGGUAUAUCAGAGGAGCCGACAGGGCCGGUGCUCCCUCUCAACGGGUCCUUGUGGGAAUGCAAUUGUCGGACAAGGUGAUCAAAGGGACCAAUGCAGAUGUGGCAUUGUGAGUACCAAUCCAGCAGAUCAAUCAAUCCAGUUGGCUGAACUUGCAGAUGUGCCUUCCAAGCAUGGGAGAUAUAAUUGCAAACUGAUCUCAAAUCUAGUGGAGGAAGUGCACCGGUGGUACUUUAAGGCAGAUGGACAGACGACGGACUGCUGGUGUGGCGUUUUACCUCACUAACACUGUUGAGUUCGUCCUGGAUGAGCCAUAUCCAACUCCGGAGGCAAGCAACCCUAUAAUUUUUAAAUUCCUUAAAGUUCAUGUUUGAUUUCCAGCCGGCUGAACACAUGAUGAGCUAUAGUAAUUUAUUUUGAUCGGUAGUGAUAAAUAAAGAAGAAUACUGUAAUGUACAUGCCUAUCCAUGAGACUUCUCUACACCGUAUUAUGUGUUCUAGGUAGCAGAGGAAAUCCAACUGUAUUGGUCUGCACCGUCAUUAGCAGCAACAUGGGGGGAUGCUACAUCAAUAGUUCGAACACUGGCUAACCAGUUCACUGUGAUGUAAAUUUCAUUUUCUAUGUGAAUUUCUUUCUUGCAGAAUACAUCUGAAGCUUAAUUUUCAUAUUUUUGUCCUUUUCAUCCCAUGCUUGCCAAAGGAAUUACUUGUUUUUUUAUGUAGAGGAUUUUUCAUAGGAACAUCAUAGUAGGAGCCACUUCUUCUGCUUUAACAUCACAAGAAAAAUAUCUAAAGUAUUUUGCAUGCCCUGUACUAAACAACCAUUGAGGCCAAUUCAGUGGCAAGAUUUUUAAGCACUUACUGUGUGAUAUAACACCACAUUUCUCCGCCUUUUCUCUUUUGGUACAAUCUGGCAGUUCAUGUGAUUUGUUUUUCUUCCUUCCAUGAUUCUCCAAAGUCUUGAAGCUAGCGGUUAGACAUUAAGGAAAACUAGAGAUGCCAUAGAGAACGGAAGAGAAUUCGCUGUUAGUUGAUUGAUUAUAAAUAGAGGGAGCUGAUGAGAUGUCGGUUCACGUUUGGGUUGUCACGCAGCUGUUGCUGGAGUGUUCGUCCUAUUUUUUUUUAUCUAUGAUAUUUCCAGAGGGGCUGAUAGUGAUGCUCGAGUAGUCUUCAAACUGGGGUUUCAGGAGCUGUUCAACAAGCAAUGCUGAGUUUCUGAUCAGCAGAAAUAGCACUAGCGGUGUAUCAGUAUCACAGGCUGCAGAUAGCAGCUGACAAGAUGUCUAUUGUUGAGCUGGAGUAUUAUGAAAAUAUGAAUUGUGUUUUUUCUGGUCUUCGGUGGCAAUUCAUGUUAUAGGAUGGUGAAAUUAAUCCUGUAAAUUUUUGUGACCUGAUGCUAUAAUAUUUAAAUUCAGUUAUGCUAUAUAAUUUAUCACUGUAA